ACUGUUUUUUUCUUUGUACUGUUUGCACUUGCUAAAAAAACUUCUCAUGAGCGAAACUUAAAACAAACAGAACCACAAUAUAAUAACUAUGACACAAUUUCUCCUGUUGAAGAAAUUCAGGAUGAAAGCUAUAAACAACAAG
Molecule: messenger RNA, 142 nt
Organism: Ambispora leptoticha
Lineage: Eukaryota; Fungi; Glomeromycota; Glomeromycetes; Archaeosporales; Ambisporaceae
Source: the annotation of a GenBank genome assembly